Acanthosepion pharaonis is the source of this 4461-nucleotide messenger RNA. The record is from the annotation of a GenBank genome assembly. Lineage: Eukaryota; Metazoa; Mollusca; Cephalopoda; Sepiida; Sepiidae.
AUGGAGGAAGCUGAAUUAAUUGUCAAGUUUCCAUGGAAGAGAGGGAAUUGUUUCAAUUGUUCUUUUGAUUUAAAUCAAAAUGCCAGACCUGGCGAGUAUGUUUUGCAGACAUUAUUCCUUGAGUUCUGCUCUGUGGUUGAACAAAAAAUAGAACAGGUCUUGGCAGAACCUUUGGAACGGUUCCUUUCAAGAUCUUUACAGCGAAAUGAAGAUUCUCAAUUUGAUCAGAUUCUGUCAGCACUGGGAUGUGUUGCAGAGCAAUCACUUCCUUCCCUCUUGCAAACUUUGUUCAAAUGGUAUGAGAGACAAUCCAUCUCAGAUGAUGGCAUCACCUUUGACAAAGGGCGCUCCUCCAAGACUAAAGGAGAAAAAGAUUUCCUCUGCGAAAGGAGAGAGCUGGCUGUAGAGUUUGUAUACUGCUUGGCUCUAAUUGAAAUUUUACCCAAGUUGAUUUAUCAUCCAGGCCAUGAUGACUUAGUGAAUCAUAUCAUAACACAAUCAUUCCGCCACUUUAAAUAUAAAGAUGGUAUCCAAUCCAAUCCAAAUGCUGCCAAUAUCAACCUCAUUGCUGACUUGUAUGCAGAAGUGGUUGGUGUAUUGGCACAGUCAAGGUUCUCCCAAGUACGUAAAACUUUUGUGAAUGAAUUAAAAGAACUAAAGCUAAGAGAUCAGACACCAUACACAACCCAAAGCAUCAUUAGUUUACUGAUGGGAUUGAAAUUUUUCAGAGUCAAGAUGCAUCCAAUUGAAGAUUUUCAGGCAUGUUUACAGUUUUUGCAUGAGUUAGGUCAUUAUUUUCUUGAAGUUAAAGACAGAGAUAUUCGUCAUGCCUUGUCAAUGUUGUUUGUAGAAAUCCUCCUUCCUGUUGCUGCUAACGUAAAGAAUGAAGUCAAUGUUCCAGUCCUGAAAAAUUUUGUUGAAAUGUUGUACUCUACAACAAUUGACAUGGCUACAAAGAAAAAGCACACUUUGCAUUUGUUUCCCUUGGUGACAUGUUUGUUGUGUGUCAGUCAUAAGCAGUUUUUUUUCAACAAUUGGCCUUAUUUUCUGACUAUGUGCCUUUCACAACUGAAGAAUAAAGACCCCAAAAUGUCCAGAGUGGCCUUAGAAUCUUUGUACAGACUUCUUUGGGUGUAUAUGGUACGUAUAAAAUGUGAAAGCAAUACUGCCACUAUUAGCCGUUUGCAAAGUAUUGUCAACAGUCUCUUUCCUAAAGGAUCCAAAUUAGUUACUCCAAGAGAUACACCUUUGAACAUUUUUGUGAAAAUCAUUCAGUUUAUUGCUAAGGAAAGAUUGGAUUUUGCUAUGAAAGAGAUUAUUUUUGAUCUUUUAUGUAUUGGAAGGCCAAUCAAAUUUCUUACACCUGAAAGGAUGAGCAUUGGAUUGCGAGCAUUUUUGGUGAUUGCUGACAGUUUGCAGCAAAAAGAUGGUGACCCCCCUAUGCCCCAAUCUGCAGCCAGUCUUCCUUCUGGUAAUACAGUCAGAGUUAAGCGGACAUUCCUGAACAAGAUGCUAAAAGAAGACACAGCUAAGAACAUCGGGCUUGCCUGUUAUUAUCCACAUAUCCUUAAAGCUUUUGAUUCCAUUCUUCGAGCUUUAGACCUGCAGGUUGGACGAGCAUUCCUUCUUACUAAAGCUGAACAUAUUAAUAAAGAGGCUGAAGAAAUUAUAACGGGUGAUCGUAAACCUAAGAUUGAUUUGUUUCAUACUUGUGUUGCUGCUAUACCUCGACUUUUACCAGACACAAUGACUAUCCAGGAAUUGGUUGAGAUGCUCACCAGACUUACAGUUCACAUGGAUGAAGAAUUGAAAGGAUUGGCUUUCCAAGCACUGCAGAAUUUGAUGCAUGAGAAUGUUCAUUUCAAACAACAGGUCAUCAAAGGUUUUGUCCUUUUCAUUCAACGUGACAUCAGUGAUACAAGUCCCUCCUUGCUGGAUGGUACCCUACGCAUGUUGGUACAGUUAUUGGUCCACUGGAAAAACUACCAUAGUCCUCAGCACAAGGCAAGCAAGAAAAAGGUUUUACAAGAGAAUCAAAUUUCAGCUAUUCCUACUCCCUAUUCUCAAUUGACUGUCCUUCAUGAUGUUGAGGGUUUGGCUUUAACAAUGCUCUGCAGCAUCCGAUUAGUCACUCGUAAAUUAGCCCUCCUCCUUCUUAAAGAAGUACGCUGCAUCUUCACAAAUUCUGGAAAUAUAGAUUUACAGGCAAAUGAAGUGUGCUUGUUAAGCUUGAUGGACAGAAGAAGUCCUGCAGCACUCAAAAAUUUACUUCAAUACCUCCCAUCUUCUGAAAAGGUUAUUAUUCUCACAACUAGUCAUAUUGAUCUUCAGUGGGUACUUGACAGAGCAGCAACUGUAUGGUCUACAUCAAUCAACCAGGAAUCCCCAGGAAUUCAUCAGUAUAUUAGGGCCACUACUCCCAUUGGUCAAAUUGACCCAUGGAUUCAGUAUCUUGUUGAUCUUGUCUCUUCUUUCCUUGUACUAAAUCAAUGUCAACAAGCUUUAGCUCAAGCUUGGAAUAUCAUCUAUAUUCGAUUACAAGCUUUGUUUCCUUUCAUUGAUCCAAGUGUUCAAACGAAUGAUAAUCGUACUUCCCUAAUAUUAAGGUCUGGCAGCAAGAAAGUAACAAAUGAUGGUGAUUUUUAUCUUCACCUCUGGCAUAACUAUGUGGUCUUAGCCUGUACUCUUGCACAACAAGUGAAUCCUCACCAGAAUAGUUCCAUAGAUUCAAAUGGUUCACUUGACAGUAUUAAUAAUAACAAUACCUCUGAAAAAUCAGAGAGCAAAUCAACCACACAGAAUUCAGAAUCACAAGCACAGAAUCUGUUCAAAAUGCUAGUGCCACUUUUAAAAUGUGACAAUUCUGAAAUGAAAGAUUAUGUUGUAAAUGCUUUGGGGCAUACAAACCCAGCUAUCAUCAAAGAUUUGCUAGAAGAGUUACUCCCCUUUAUAAAAGAAGCCAAUGACAAGAAAGCAGACAAAGUGAAGCAAAGAAGGAAGAGAGAUUUAAUGCGGUCACAAUUAGCCCGAAUAUUUGAACUGAUGGCUGAAAAUAAAAUAUUAGCACAAGUAAAUGCUGAUACCAUUGAAAAUGAUAGUAAAAGUCUUCAUAGCACUUUUCUUGAUUACAUUGAAGGAGCUCGACUCUACCUGGAAAGUGAAAAUGAGAAGGACUUGCCACACUUGAAAGAAAUCCGUUUGCAUUUCAGUCGUUUUAUUCAACAUCUCAUCAACAACACACCACUGAAAUAUCGAGCGACACUUCUUUCUAAGAGUGUACGCUACAGUCUAUUCCAUCUUUUAGCCAACUGGAGUGGGCGUUUCAGUCACAUUUUUCCCAAUUUGGAACAAAGAAUAUUAAAAGAAGAACAACUAACAAACUUAGAAGUAGCUUCAGCAGGAGCUAUGUCUGCAGUAUUGUGUUGUGGACCAGUAUUUGACCAAAAUGGACUUAGUGAUGAUGGUUACAUCUACACUUGGCUCAACACUUUACUUUCUUGUCAAAAUGAAACAAUUUACUUAAUUGCUAAAGAGACGGUAGUAUUUCUACUUGAUUUUAAUCCCGAUGUCUUGAACUUGUUAGAUUGGGUCAUUGAUCAGUGUUACACAGGAGCCGAUGUUGUUGCAGAUUGCUGUUUAAGUGCUCUAACAACAGUCUUCCUCACAAGGGAAUAUCCAUGUGAUCAUGUGUCAAUGUUGAAUCUAGCUGUAAUAAAUGUUGGAAAUCCUCGUUUAAGGAUCCAUGAAACAGCUCUUCAGCUUCUGCAACUUUUAGAUACCAGGUUUUUCCAAGAGGAUCCAGUGUUCACUGACAGCCUUGAUGAAAUGUUCCAGCAACAAGUAUUAAAAGCUCCCCUCAAUGAUAUUCAAUUUGCAACAUUUUAUUCUCGAUCUCAGGAGGUUUUAGCAGAACAAUUGGCUAUUCUCCAUCCAGACUAUACAAUGCCAAUGUUUUCAGAAAUCACACAUCGGUUCCAAACAGCAAAACCCGCUCUUCGUCAAAUACUGCUCAAUUGCUUGUUGCCGUGGCUUUACAAUAUGGAACUUGUUGAUCCAAAUAUCUGUACUGCCAACACAAUACCAAAUAUAUUUUGCCAGCAGGACACAAACAAUGAGAUUAUCUUCAAAUCACCCCUAAAGGGUGAUGGUUGGGGUUCUACCCAAGCAACAGAGAUGGUCCUCAACAACUUAUUUUAUAUUAGUGUUAAGUUUGGGGAUGAUCAUCCAAAAGAAACUGAAGCUCUAUGGACUGCAUUGGUAAUGGGUUGGCCACAUAAUCUCCAAGUGAUCAUUCAGUAUAUGGUGGUCAUUUCAAAUCUGGCCUCUAGCACACUUUUAGUAUAUAUUAAACGAGUAAUGACAUACUUGGGAAGAGCAAUGCCAGAAAGGCUCAUUGAACAUUUGAUGGUUGAGUUAAAGGUAAGUUUUUGGGAUUUGAUUCAUCAUGGUAAAAUUAUCUAA